AUUAGGCAUAUACUACACAGAAUAUUAUUUAUCCAUUAUGGAUUUGGUCUAUGCCUUAUAUAGAAAACAUAACACAUCUGCGAAGAUACACCCUGAAUUCGAAAGCUUGCAUGAUGGUGAAACACUAUGUUCUGUGUCAAGUCAGAACAUCGUGGCAUUUACAACCCGUACUGAGCUCGACGAUGUAUCAGGAAAGACUUGGGGUUCACAUGUUUACGUGGCAGAUCUGAACACACCAUGGUUCAGCCACAAGAUUCUGUCAAGUCCAGCUGUUGUCACUGCACUGGAAUGGGAUCUCCCGGGACACAAAUUGUUGGUGGCCGACUCCAGUGGGACCGUGUCUUUGUGGACGUUGCGUGACUACAUUCUCAACGACUGGCAAUGCCUCGGUUCCGUCAGCUUCCCGGGAGAACACAUCAUUGGUGCUGCUUUCUUUCACAAUGGGAAGAAGAUUGUGAUCGUACCCGAAAAGAAAGACAAUUACUUAUACAGUGAGAAGUUCACACACGUAAGAUUUGCACCUUCCGUUCGACAGUUUGGCGGAAGAUCAGUUGAAGGAUGUCUGGUUAUUAGUACCACAGGGAUGGUUGGAGCACUAGCUGUCAGUAAGGAUGGGACAAGCCAAUCUCUACUCACAACUACUGAAAGUCUAGGAUCUACAAGACAACGGAUCACAGCAGUGGAUAUCUGCUAUGGCAAGAAUGGCCAAUAUCUGGUAGCUGCAAGUAGCGGAAGUGUAAACAUGCCAAUACAGUGUUUCCGAGUGUCAGUUAAACGUGUCGAGGACAAACUCACCAUCAACUCUCAGGCCCUUCCCAGCUUCUUCAUGCUGGCCCACGCCUCCUCCGACAACAUGUAUCACACAGUGUCGCAGGUCAAGUUUGUGGUGAGAGAAGACGCAGACACUCUGGUAGUGGCGGCCAAUGGAGACUCUGGAGCUCUUAUUGAGAUAUGGGAACUGCAAGAGAAGCCACUGUCUAUACACAAACUUUUCCAGCCUAAAGUUCAGCCUACAGAGCCUUUCAGAACUGUGGUGUGGCAACAUCAGAGCCAGUUCACACUGACCACUACGAUCUCGUGUAUGACUACUCUCAAGAUGGCUCUGAUGAACACAGUACCUCCACCUCUCUAUGUCAUCGUUGUGUUGUCAGACAGCUCCAUUCAUUGUCUAUCCAGGGACUCGCUUAAACAGGUAGGGACAGCAUACAUGGCGGUGGGUUGGAGAGACGAUGUGAAGCAUCAGAAGCUGACUAUUGACAUCGCCUCUAUAGACCUGACUUGGCUGGGAGGUGCUCUGGUCAUGGCAGAUACACAGGGACAGUUGUAUAUGUACAGGCUGCAUCCCAUUGGAGAAGCAGGUCAGGGAGUCAGCGCCAUCUACGCAGCUACAUUGCUGGAGUACUGUCUGGUCACUGGGCUGGAUUGGUGGGACGUUCUUGUUGCUCUCAGGCCUACAAUGGUAGAUGCAGUGUGUGAUCGGGUGACUGAAGGAUUCUCUAGGCAGCCCUCCACCACUCAGCAGUACCACUACGUGAGUCACCUCAGUUUACGAGCAGCAUUGUAUCGUCUCAGCCCCUCAGGACAAUCACGAGCUGCCGACCUCACUGCUCUACUCAUGCUGCACUCUGUGUCCACUGCGUUCAAAACACUUCUGCGGCCGUCCGACCUCUCCAGCCACGACAAGGGACCUGCUGACAGCCUACAGGCUGUAAUGAGUGAAGCAGUGACAGACAUAGAUGCCGUGUUGUUACACCUGGAGGCGAAGGAGUUCACUGUUGAGCCGAGCACACUACAGUCUCUACAUCAGCUGAUACAGUGGGUGGCGGACCUUGCGCUCAACUUGCUGGCUAGGCUGCCGGAGCAGAGGAAAGCUAUGGGGUAUGAGCUUGUGAGGGAUGGUAAGGCAGUGAACAGCAUCAGAGAGUUGCUGAUCAUCAUCAGGUUCUGGGGUUUGCUGCGUCACAGCUGUCUGCCAGUGUUCAUCAGCAGUGCAGAGAACGUAGACGUGCUAGGACUACUGUUCAAACUGCUUUCCCGUCUUGUACAGAACACAGAACCAGACGACGCUCUAAUUGAUGACUGUAUUCUACUGCCCAACCAAGUGAUGAUUCCUCCGCUCAACACAGCCACACCUAUCAUCGCCAUCACCUCACCUGCACUCUUCUAUCUGUCUCAACCACUCAAGUUGGAGUUUGGUGUAGAGCCUGAUUGCCUGCUGUACGUGCCAGACCUGAGCCCUGUGGAAGGAGCCAUGGCUACAGACCAGAUAGUGGACACAAUCCGACACAUCUACCUGGGACAUCAGCCACUGGUCGUUAAACAGUGCUGUCGGUGUGGAGGUAAGGCCCAGGUCCAGAGUUGUCCCAGGACAGCUGCCAUCAGAGCGUGGGAUCUGCGCUGGGCGAGGAGCUGUAGAUGUGGAGGCCAUUGGCGGAUACACAAGUGUUCAUGAACCUAACCACCAUAUUUGUUGACUUGAAUCAAAUCCCUCAAAAUGUAUUGGAUUUUGGUUUAUCAAUUUGUGGCUUGGCAGAUUUACUGUCCACCUAUCCUACCAUUCAAAGGAAUCUCUACUCACUGCUCACGGCAAGGAAAGGUCGGAUUAUAUUUUUUUCUACUCUAGACUAUAGAAUAGAUUUUACAAAACAAGUUGAAUACACUUACGAUUUCAAGUUUUUCCUUAGUGCUGUAUUAGGAGAAAAAAACAAUUAAAAGCUAUUUUACCGAACCUUAACAGAAAUUGCCGCCAGCACACAGUUCCUGGAAUAUGUUUCAGCCUGUGACAAAUUGGAUAAACCAUCAACAUUCCUUUUCAAGUGAAUGAACGGCCAAAGAUCAUUUUAACUCUAUGACUUGUAUUUCUCAUGCUCCAAAUCGUAAACAUCAUUGUAAAUAUGUGUUUGUAUAUUUUUAUUUUGUAAAAAAAUAAAUCCAUUCAAUAUUUUGAAAGGUUUAUUUAGUUUACCACCAUUGUGAUUUUUUGGGGGAACGAGCUGGUGUAGUGGUUAUAGCGCGGAACUUCAGUCCCCGAGGUCCCGGGUUCAAAUCCCGCCAAGUCACGAAUGGA
Molecule: messenger RNA, 3067 nt
Organism: Macrosteles quadrilineatus (aster leafhopper)
Lineage: Eukaryota; Metazoa; Arthropoda; Insecta; Hemiptera; Cicadellidae
Product: mediator of RNA polymerase II transcription subunit 16-like
Exons: 16
Coding region: 38-2452 (804 amino acids)
Biological process (GO): positive regulation of DNA-templated transcription
Cellular component (GO): mediator complex
Molecular function (GO): protein binding
Source: RefSeq, a predicted model, not a curated record